AAACCCUUGGGGUGCCUGGGUGGCUCAGUCGGUUGAGCGGCCAACUUCGGCUCAGGUCAUGAUCUCGCGGUCCGUGAGUUCGAGCCCUGCGUCGGGCUCUGUGCUGACAGCUCAGAGCCUGGAGCCUGUUUUGGAUUCUGUGUCUCCCUCUCUCUGACCCUCCCCUGUUCAUGCUCUGUCUCUCCCUGUCUCAAAAAUAAAUAAAAACGUUAAAAAAAAUAAAAAAAAAACCCCAAAUCCUUUCCCCUUUACUCUUGUGGCUGGUACUCUUGGGGGCAGACCCCCUGUUGCUGCCCUCCAGCUGCAGCCAUCCUUUCUCUGCAGUGCCUACUAGAUGUGCACCUCUAUCCAGGCAGGGGACUGGAGCUCCAGACCUGUAUCUCCUGCACAUCCACCCUGGAUGGCCCGAGGGACCUCCCACUCGGCCUCCAGAGUCCCAACUCCUGGGCCCUUCCGUGCCCCUCUGCUCCUCCUCCCGUGUUCCCAGCUCUGCAGAUGGCCUCAACAACCUGCACCUGGCUCAGGCCCCAAACCCAGCUUGAGCAAGGGAACUAGCAAGCGCCACUGCUGCCUGUGUUACUGCCCCAGCGUCCUUGGGGAAGCUUGGGAAAGUGUAAACUUUUACAUUUGAAAGCACUGGUCUGCCCUUCCUUCUACUUGGAAUGUCUUAAUUUCUACCCCACCCACCCACUCCAAAAGGCCUCGAUCCUUACUUUAUUUUUCCAGUGCACACAUCUGGUCAUUUUACCAUUGAAACUCUCUCUCUUUCUCUCUCUUUUUUUCCUAAGAAUUUUUUUUAAUGUUUAUAUAUUUGUUUAUUUUGAGAGAGAGAGUGCACGUCCAAACACAUGGGUCCAGAGGAGGGGCAGAGAGAGGGAGACAGAGGUUCCAAGGUGGGCUCCACACUGACAGCAGAGAGCCCAACAUGGGGCAGCAGAGAGCCUGUUGUAGGGCUUGAACUCAAGACCAGCGAGAUCAUUACCUGAGAUGAAGUCAAAGCUUAAUGGACUGAACCACCCAGGCGCCCUCUGGUUUAAACUCUCUUGAUGUCUCUUAGCCUCUGUGACAUGACAUCAGAGGGCUCGGGCUUCCCUUGCAGCAUUUUCUUCUGCUCCCUGUGGUCCCUUCAAUGGCCUGUUCACCAUUUCCCCCUUUUCUUUGGAAGGCUGAAUGGGUGCUCUCUGCCUCGGGAUCCCUUACCUGCCAUGUGGCCUUCUGUUUUCAGCUCUGUGGCUGCUUCCCUGCAAAGCCUUGCCCGGUCUACACCAUCAUGAGGACUGUCUACAGAGCAUUUCUCCUCUCCCAACUCCCCCUCCCUUGUGUCUGACCAGAGUCUGGCAGGGUUUCCCAAGUGGUAUGCACCUAGAAGGACAGAAUGAUUAAAGUACGUGGUUAGGAACAUUUACUUCAGAGCCAGACUGCUUGGAUUCUAAUCCCAGCUCCACCAAGGGCAAGGUACUUACCCUUUAGGUGCCUUGGUUUUCUCAUCUGUAAGGCUGGUAUUAUAAGAUAGUGGUGGGGGGAAAAAAAAACAGUGGUGAGAUUUAAAUGAGUUAAUACUUGUAGAGCAGUUUAGAACCAUGCCUACCUUAUAGCAAGAACUUAAAUAUUAGCUAUUAGCUUUAGUUUCAGUGAUGUGGCUUGGGCUUAUUAAGAAGUCACAUCCUGCUUGGGGUGCCUGGGUGGCUCAGUUGGUUGAGUGUCCUACCCUUGAUUUUGGCUCAGGUCAUGAUCCCAGGGGUCGUGGCAUCGAGGUUCUCUCUCUUCCUCUUCUUCUCCUCCUCUCCCUUGCUCAUGCACUUUCUCUCUCUCUAAAAUAAAAUAAAAAAUUAAAAAAAGUCACAUCCUACUAUACUGUUUUUUCUGGGUUUUUACUCUAGUGCAAUUUGAAACCAAGUAUUUAUUCUUCAUCUCCAUUGAGGUUGAUAUUGUACAUGGAUUUUUGGCAGAAAUAAUUUGUGUGAGACAAAAGGAAAUACUUUUGACAGGAAAAAUCUUAGGGAUACAGCCUUUUAAUACAGUGAUGGACACUGUCCCACCAGUACUUAGCUGGUUAAGUUGGGGGUUUAUCCAUAUUUAUUCCAUUUCAGAGAUUAUGUUGACUGGCAUUUUACUUGUAGAUUUUUGGGUAAAGGAGGGAUCAGCAUUAUUUAUCAGAGGAUUUUCUGGGAAUGUAAAUCAUUGUAUAUAUUUGCAAACCAGAACUACCGAAGAGAUGGUUUUGAGUGUAAUCACUUUUUUUCUUUUUUGCAUGAGUAUUUUCAUAUCUUCAAGAAAUAUUCUGCUCUUGUAGGGGGGACAAACUUUCCUUGAACCUCACCACACACUUAUAUUGUAUGUGACAUUAAUGCACCCUUAUAACAGAUCGUCUUCUGCUUUUAUUGUGUUUUCUUCCAGCAUCAAACUUGUAUUUCCCCUGAAACUUAAUUGUUCCAGCCUUUUCUUGGUUUUGCCACCAGGUGGGGUUCUGGCUCCUUCUUAAGGCAAGGGCCGCAUAUCUAGAGGCCAGUUUUCUCAUGGAGGUGAUUGUCUUGAUCCCCUCAUUCUAAAGUGACCCCAGGAGAAACCAUUGAGCUCACCUGGGAGUGGGUGGGGGAAGCAGGUGGGGCACGUGUGAGGUCUCUGGGGGUCUCCAGGUUUUUCAUGCCUGAUCUUGUGCUUAUGUGCUAACGUCUUCUGUUGCACCGGUUUUGAGAAACUUGAUUUUACCAGCAAUACCUAUAUAAAUCUGUUUGGCAGGAAAUGAAUCCAGUGUUCCUUGGAAUAUUUGGUCCGAUGUUAUGUCUUAGAAGAAACAAUAGAAUUAGAGAAUCUUGACCGUGAAAUAGAUCUUUUUUUUUUUUUUUAAAUCAAGGUGAAGAUGUGAAGUAAGCCAUUACAACUGACACUGUUCUUGGAGUUGAAAACUAGGGGUAAACUAUGUAUACGGUACUGUGAACACGUCGUGUUAAAAAGCAGAGGGUGGAUUUUCAUUAUUUCUUCAGCAAUAUACUGGAACUUUAUGGACUGUUUGGAGAUAGAAAUGCCUUUAGGAAAUUAUCAAUUGUACUUUUCUAGAAUGAGAAAUGAGUUCACAUUUCUUCAUUUGAAACCAUAGCGAGUCCUAUUCAGUUCCAUUUUAAACUGUAAAGAACUAUAAUACGACCAAAAAAUCUUUUAUCUUGUAAACAUAACCUAAAUAUAGAUGGUAAAACUGAAUUAUGAGUGAUUUUCAGAUUUACAGACACCAAGAGGGAGUCAUAAGUUAGAAUGAUCCUCAGAGGGUAGCUACAUUUGAGGCGAGCGUAGCAUAAUAUACAGAAAUACUGAAUCACUCACUGUGCUGGUCACCUCAAACUCAUGUGACAUUGUAUGUUAACUAUACUAAAAAAUUAGAAGGUUUUUUUUAACACAUACUCCUCUCGAACAUAAGUUGAUUUUUAGACUUUAGUGAUUAAUGAGAUAUUAGGCUUAUUUAACGCUACCCCUCAAAAUUUGAGAACGGUAUGUAACUUUGAUGCUCAGCAAUGGUCCCUUCAUGUGUCCCUCUUAUGCAAAGUGAAAUUGCAGUGCUGUAUGUUACACUGUCACCACCAUUGAACUUCAUCUCAUGACCCUAAUGGGGAGCGGAUCGCAUUCCUCCUGUUUAAAAUGAAUGAGUCACUUUACUACAGCGUCUGAGAGAGAAGGGAGUAAGGGUUCUCUUUAAGUUUGUGUGUUAUGGUUUUCUUAGGCAGCAAGUUCAAAAUUGAAGCCUGAAGUCUUUGCUCAUGGUGUACGUGGUUUUUAUUUCUCACAGCUGCCCAGUGUCUAUUUAACAUAUGGGGAGUGGUUUCAAGUUCAUUACUAAAGCUUAUAGGCUAAAGUGCUUUGUGGGCUUGGCUAUGACUUAAGUUGCCAAGUUCCGAACAAACUGCUUUCCUUGUGUUUGUGGAUUCCCUGGGUAGUCCGAGUCCUCCCCUCCGGGUUGGAUCAGCUGCUUUGGAGAUUAGUUUCAUAGUAAAGAUUCUUUCUUUAAAGCAGUAUGGAGGGACUGCUUUCACAGGGGCACCAGCCCCUUUGCUCUUACCCUGUCUGAAGCCAACAUGUCACUGAAAAAUGAGCCACGAGUAAAUACCUCUGCACUGCAGAAAAUCGCUGCUGACAUGAGUAAUUUGAUAGAAAAUCUGGACACACGGGAGCUGCACUUUGAGGGAGAAGAGGUGGAUUAUGAUGUGUCUCCCAGCGAUCCCAAGAUACAGGAAGUGUGUAUUCCUUUCUCUGCUAUUUAUAAGACUCAAGGAUUUAAGGAGCCUAAUAUACAGACGUAUCUCACCGGCUGUCCAAUAAAAGCCCAAGUUCUGGAAGUGGAGCGCUUUACAUCUACAACAAGGGUACCAAGUAUCAAUCUUUACACUAUUGAAUUAACACAUGGGGAAUUUAAAUGGCAAGUUAAGAGGAAAUUCAAACACUUUCAAGAAUUUCAUAGAGAGCUGCUCAAGUACAAAGCUUUUAUCCGAAUCCCCAUUCCCACCAGAAGGCACACGUUUAGAAGACAGAAUGUCAAAGAAGAGCCUCGAGAGAUGCCAAGUUUGCCCCGUUCAUCUGAAAACAUGAUCAGAGAAGAACAAUUCUUCGGUAGAAGGAAACAACUGGAAGAUUAUUUGACAAAGCUACUGAAAAUGCCCAUGUAUAGAAACUACCAUGCAACAACAGAAUUCCUUGACAUAAGCCAGCUGUCUUUCAUCCAUGAUUUGGGACCAAAGGGCAUAGAAGGUAUGAUAAUGAAGAGAUCCGGGGGACACAGAAUACCAGGCUUAAAUUGCUGUGGUCAGGGAAGAGCCUGCUACCGCUGGUCAAAAAGGUGGUUGAUAGUGAAAGAUUCCUUCUUACUAUAUAUGAAACCAGACAGUGGUGCCAUUGCCUUCGUCCUGCUGGUAGAUAAAGAAUUCAAAAUCAAGGUGGGGAAGAAGGAGACAGAGACAAAAUACGGGCUCCGAAUUGAUAAUCUUUCAAGGACUCUUAUUUUAAAAUGCAACAGCUAUAGACAUGCUCGGUGGUGGGGAGGGGCUAUAGAAGAAUUCAUCCAGAAAUAUGGUACCAACUUUCUCAAAGACCAUCGAUUCGGGUCCUAUGCUGCUAUCCAAGAGAAUACAUUAGCCAAAUGGUACGUUAAUGCCAAAGGAUAUUUUGAAGAUGUGGCAAAUGCAAUGGAAGAGGCACAAGAAGAGAUUUUUAUCACGGAUUGGUGGCUGAGUCCAGAAAUCUUCCUGAAACGCCCGGUGGUUGAAGGAAAUCGUUGGAGGUUGGACUGCAUUCUUAAACGAAAAGCACAAGAGGGGGUGAGAAUCUUCAUAAUGCUCUACAAAGAGGUGGAACUCGCUCUUGGAAUCAACAGUGAAUACAGCAAGAGGACUUUAAUGCGUCUACACCCCAACAUAAAGGUGAUGAGGCACCCAGAUCAUGUAUCAUCCAGCGUGUAUCUGUGGGCUCAUCAUGAGAAAAUUGUUGUCAUCGACCAGUCAGUGGCUUUUGUGGGUGGGAUCGACCUGGCCUAUGGAAGGUGGGAUGACAAUGAACACAGACUCACGGACGUGGGCAGCGUGAAGCGUGUCACUGUAGGACCAUCUCUGAGUUCCUUCACAGCUGAAACAACAGAGUCCAUGGAAUCCUUAAGCCUUCAAGAUAAAAACAAAGCUAGUAACAAUCUGCCCACCCUGAGGAGCGUUGAUGAUAUGGAUUCAAAACUGAAAGGAGUAGGAAAAUCCAGAAAGUUCUCGAAAUUUAGCCUCUACAGACACCUCCACAGGCACCACCUGCACGAUGCAGACAGCAUCAGCAGCAUUGACAGUGCCUCCAACACCAGCUCCCUCCGCAGUUUACAGACAGGCAUGGGAGAGCUCCAUGGGGAAACCAGGUUCUGGCAUGGAAAGGACUACUGCAAUUUUGUCUUCAAAGACUGGGUUCAACUUGAUAAACCUUUUGCUGAUUUCAUUGACAGGCACUCCACUCCCCGGAUGCCAUGGCAUGACAUUGCCUCUGCAGUUCACGGGAAGGCAGCUCGUGACGUAGCACGUCACUUCAUCCAGCGCUGGAACUUCACUAAGAUAAUGAAAUCAAAGUAUCGGUCCCUUUCGUAUCCUUUUCUGCUUCCAAAAUCUCAAACAACAGCCCAUGAGCUGAAAUAUCAAGUGCCUGGGUCGGUCCAUGCCAAUGUACAGUUGCUCCGCUCUGCUGCUGAUUGGUCGGCUGGUAUAAAGUACCAUGAAGAGUCCAUCCAUACUGCUUAUAUCCAUGUGAUAGAGAACAGCAAGCACUAUAUCUACAUAGAGAACCAGUUUUUCAUAAGUUGUGCUGAUGACAAAGUUGUGUUCAACAAGAUAGGUGAUGCCAUUGCUCAGAGGAUCCUGAAAGCUCACAGGGAAAACCAGAGAUACCGGGUGUAUGUUGUGAUACCGCUGCUGCCAGGAUUUGAAGGAGACAUUUCAACGGGUGGAGGAAAUGCUCUGCAGGCAAUAAUGCACUUCAACUACAGAACCAUGUGCAGAGGAGAAAAUUCCAUCCUUGGGCAGUUAAAAGCAAAGCUUGGCAAUCAGUGGAUAAAUUACAUAUCAUUCUGUGGCCUUAGAACGCAUGCAGAGCUUGAAGGAAACCUAGUCACUGAGCUCAUCUAUGUCCACAGCAAGUUGCUAAUUGCUGAUGACAACACUGUUAUUAUUGGCUCUGCCAACAUAAACGACCGAAGCAUGCUGGGGAAGCGUGACAGUGAAAUGGCUGUCAUUGUACAGGACACAGAGACAGUCCCUUCAGUAAUGGAUGGGGAAGAAUACCAAGCUGGCCGGUUCGCCCAAGGACUUCGGCUGCAGAGCUUCAGGGUUGUCCUUGGCUAUCUUUCUGACCCAAGCGAAAACAUUCAGGAUCCAGUGAGUGACAAAUUCUUCAAGGAGGUAUGGGUUGCAACGGCAGCUCGAAAUGCUACAAUUUAUGAUAAGGUGUUCCGGUGCCUUCCCAAUGAUGAAGUACACAAUUUAAUUCAAUUGAGAGACUUUAUUAGCAAGCCCAUAUUAGCAAAGGAGGAUCCCAUUAGAGCCGAGGAAGAACUGAAAAAGAUCCGUGGGUUCUUGGUGCAAUUCCCCUUUUAUUUCUUGUCUGAAGAAAGCCUACUGCCUUCCGUUGGAACCAAAGAAGCCAUAGUGCCCACAGAGGUUUGGACUUAAGGGUUCUAUUCAUUUGCAGCUCAAGGACUCCCACCUUGAAAGGUACACUGCACACACAGUGACUUUCUGGAGACCCUCACAGCCAAAGCCAGCCCCGAUGCACUAUUGUAUCCAACCUACAGACCCUUUGGAUUGGCUGGGCAGGGCUGUGGUCCUACUGAUAGAAGGAUACUGAACAUCAGGUGGGCUUUAUAAUUCCUCGUGCUUAUCCUUGUAAAAAGGGACUGCAUUCUUAAUGGUAACGUAUGCUCAACAACUUAAACACAUACUCAAAUUCCAUGAUGUACACCAAAAUGCAUUUCCUUUACUAACAAGAAUUUACCUGUACCUGUGAUCCAGGUAGGCAAAAAUUGUCUAAACCUUUUUGUUCUCCUCUGACCUUCAUUUAUGCAGCUGGUGACUGCUGGACCUGCCCUCAUUUCAUAGUGCAUACAGACACCGUUUGAGACAUCGUUUAAUAAUAGGAGAUGUUGUGAGGCUGCUUCCAGGUUCUUCAAGGUUACUUGAGAUACCCCUGCCCAUCUGAUCCUGAAGUCAUAGUGUUUACCCACCCAAGAUGUGGGCCUUAUUCCUUUUCAGUGGCUGAAGGCACAGGGCAGAUGCUAUGUACAUAGCAGCCCAUGUUAGGCACUUCUGAUAACAUUGACACUAUAGAUCUUAACACCGCAGAGGAAUAGGAAGGAAUUAAAUUUGGUUAUUGAGGCAGAGAUUUCACUUUGCCUCCAAAGGCAGUGACAAGAUAUGUUCUUUUGAUAGGGCCCACCUGAUCAAAUUUGAAAACAUAUGUAGGAUAUUUCAUUACACAGCAACUGAUAAAACUCAGAGCAUGCAGCCUUCAGAAACCUCCAAGGUGUCAGCAGGGAUCUGAUUCAGACAAGAAGAGGAGAUUUCUUAUAGUCCUGGAAAAUGUCCUAUCAUCCUUGGCUGCUGGAUUGAUUGAAAUUUGAGUUUCUGCAUUUGAAAAUCAGACCAGUGAAUGCAUUUUGUCUUUCAAGAGAAUCAGAGGCUUCAUAACUCCUACCACAUUAAUAAGUUAGGAGCCUAACCUUAGUUGACAUUCAGCUCUCCAGCUAUGUUAUCUUCUUUAAGAAAAAUUAAUUGAUUGCAAAAUAUGUGCUACUUAACUUGCAUUAUUCAAUAUACAUUAACAUUCCACCAGGCUUCUAAAGAGGUUAGGAUCUUUAUUAAUUCACAUCGUUCUGGUCUAUGAAUUGUUCUGGAAACCCGUUUUUCCUUUUUGAAUUCUAGCAUACCCUUUGGUACACCAUAGCUCUAAUUUUACAAGGCAGAACUAUUCUUCUAGCCUAAAGAGUUGAUGUAGGUUCCCAAAAGGCCUGUGCUCAUAAAACAUGGUGUGGGGGCAUUGAUCACACACGUAUGGAUUACCUGGGCAGAACCUCAUUUGAGCCAUUCUUCAAAGAGGCAAGGACCCAAUCCAUUUUCGUGGAGCUAAUAGGCCAAUGGAAAAGGUUAAACAGGAGCACAAAGUCAAUAAUCUGGGUGGGUAGGAGAGAGUGUCACACUCACAAAAGGAUUUCACAGCCAGAGAACAUUUCAGACUAAUGAGGUAGAACUGUGUUUUAUGAAUAAAUAGUUUCUCAGAUAGCUGAAGAUGGUGAAAAAUGACUUCAUUCUAUAGCAGCUGUACAUAAGACAUUUGCUAUUUAUGGAGUUUAGAUUGGCAUUGAAAGUGCUGAGUGUAUAUGGAAUACCUAAGGAUGUCUUAUAGUUUACUUUUAAAUAUUUUGUAAACUGUAGAACAGUCAACAUGCUGGCUUUUGAUUUUGUGCAAGAUGCUCCUUUAACACCAUGAAAAAUAAAAGCCUAAAAGCACCCCUUCUCUUUUAAAAAAAAUCACAUAAGCCAACCUCUCCCCAUUUUAUAGAUGAGGAAACUGAGGCCCAGAUUGUUUGAAGGAUUCACUUGAGUUUCACUCAACUGAGAGAUGGUGGAGGCAGGACUAAUGAAAUUGCUGUGGUUCAUUACUGGCCUCUCCCUUGACUUCAACAUUGUCCAAAUGCAAGGAGAUGCGGUAAACAGAUUUCAGGCAGGAUAUGUCGUGUGAUGUACUCAUGUGCUCAUCUGUCUCCCCCUGCUUGAAUGUAAGCUCCACGGGGCAGGGACUUUGCUGUGUUUUGUUCCUAGUGUAUCUGCUGAGCUGAAACAGUACCUGGCACAUAGGAGGGGCUUAGUAACUCUUUGUUAGGUGAAUCAAUGAAGUCGAGGGGAGAGCUAAUGAAAUGACAGAUUUGUGGAGUCUCAGACAAGAAAUCUUACCGUUGGUUUCAGUGGCAAGUUUUCUUUCCCCUGAAUCUCCUCAAAGGCAAGAUGUUUAUCUGCAAAGAUGGGAGGCUACCGGCUUUACUUGGAGGAUCUUGUGGAACAUUCCACGCAAUAGUUGCCUAUUUGCAAUAGCAGCUUACAUAGCGCAGCAUUCUGCAGAAGUCACAUGAGAUGUGGACACAAGGUAUACUGCACGGCCUAAUUACCCAUCAUCCCGACACCGCUACUACCUAAUAGAAGUUCAAAUACUUUAACAUUGCAAUACUAGUAUCAACUUUAAAUUGCAAAGGAUUCAAAGCCUUGCAAAAGGCUCAACAUUUUAUGAAUCUGCUCAACAUUUUAAAUUGACUGUAAUCCUCUGAAGCACCUAUAAAUGCUGUACCCAAUACUCUGAUCAUCUCUGUAAUAAUUUUUGUUUUCAAGAAGGAAAAAAAUCCUCUGAUCAUAUGAAACGAAUGGUAGAAAGUAGGGUAGCUAGCAAAGCUAUUCAGGUUAUCCAAGCUUAGUUGUUGGAGGAUACUCAACAUAGCAGGUCUGAUGCAGGCAUUUGCUCUGUAUUAAGUGUCCACUCAGUGAUUCACCCUUCCUUGGAAUGUUCUUAACUCUCAGCUCUGAUGCAUCAUGCAGAGGCUUGGAGAGGUGGCCAUUAGAUAAUUGAGGGACACAUUGUAAUACAAAAUAAUGGUUUUAUUUUACUAACACCUUUGGAAGAAAAUUUCAUCUGUAGGUAGUCAAAAACAUGAAGAGUUAAUCUCUUAUGUAAUAACUCGAGCAAUUGUAAUAUAUCAUGAACGAACAGUCUCCCAGAGGAAACCGGCAAGCUGAGAAGCCUUUCUGCAGAUUAAGACCAUCUGCGAACAAAUUUGUGUAGACUUGAAGAACCUACACUUCUUUCCGCUUCUCCUGACUCCUUCUUCCUUCAGCCUCUGGCCCCAUGCAGAGCACCUCCUUAUUAUGUAAAACGUUUUAGAGGACAAGGAAAGGGUUUCCGGAAAAAAAAAAAAAUUAGGCCUCCACAACGAAUCUUCAGUUUAACUUCUACUUUUAAGUGACUGACAAAAUAUUAUUUUUUUAACAGAGGUAAUCGUUCUUUUUAACAUCCCCAAUCUGAUGUGGCACUUGAGCCUUUUCUGAUGUCUGUCACCCUCUGUAGCAGGGGUAAAGAGGAUCCUUCACAUCUUUUCAUCCCUCUCUACUCUCUCUUGUAUAAAACGAGCAAAUGCUAAAGGACUUUAAGUGUGCUUAGGAAUAUAUUUUUUAUUUCCUUGCAAGAUCCUCUGAGACCAGUUACUACUGGCAGCUUGGAAAUUUAAAAUGGAUGAGUGUUGAGAAAUUCUUGAAUCUAGAAAUUCACUGGAAAAGGAAUUCAUCAACAUCUCUCAAAAAGUUGCAGGUGAAAAGUCAGGGAAUUUACAUUAUUUUUAGGGGGGUGGGAAGAUACCAUAAAAUGAUUCCUAAUGGCAUUCAAUUCAUACGUGAGAUAGUACAGAUUCUGACUUGAGAUUGGAAGCAUUCAUGAAAGGAGCCAAACGUUUUAUCGCUUAAUUUCUUACAGGUUAUUUUUUUUUCCCUAAUACUAUUUUUAAUUUUUAACUUAAAAAAAGUAAUCAAACACAAGAUAAAUGAAAAUUUGUCAUGCUGAUCAUUUGGAAGGUGUAAAGUCAGAGACUAGGAUGGCAAUUCAACCAAAAUCCAGGCUUAGUUACUCUUUCCUAUCCCCAAGCAACUAUAAUUGCUCACUUUAUUCUAGAUAAAUGCACAUAAGUGAAUGUCACCCUAAUUCUGCUCCCCACUAGGGAAUAGAACAUCAUGCCCUCCUAAUGUAUAUCUACUUGGAUCCUUCACACAAAAUAGUCUGGGCCAAAGGUACAGAUCUCCUAAACUGUUGUAAAACCUCAUAACAAAGUAUUGCAGUUGGAGCACAUGUUACUGACACAGAAAACAUACUUGGCGAUGAACAUCCAUUCAGAACAUUUAGAUAUUCUGGACAGAACUCAGGCUCCGAGCCUCACCUCUACUGCAGCACUUGGCAAACCAAGCGGGGCCUUCUGUUUUUGUAAGUAAAGCCCUAUUUGAACACAGCCAUGUCCAUUCAUUUACAUGCAUUCAUGACCAAAUGAUCCACAAAUCUUAAAAUAUUCACCAUCUUUAAGAAGAGCCUACUGAUCCUUCCUCCAGAGAGAGCAGAGAAUGUCCAGACAGAGUACCUCAACCAAGCAGAUUUGGAUGAGUUUUAACCUCUUCCAUAAGAAGGUUUUCAAGUCUCCCUAUCCCAGAGCCCAACAUAUGACAAUGGAUUUAUUCUAAGAACAAGGUCAAGUCCUUCCAGGAAUAAAAUCACAUGGUUUUUGGUUCUGGAAAGAGAUGUUGUCAGCUAAAGCAGGCCUCUCCCAGCUGAGGACUUAUACAUGGGUGACAAUGUUUGUAACUCAAGUGUUCAAAAAAAAAAAAAAAAGACGAUGGAUAGGCUGAAGGAUUUGUAUUGAAUGAGAACUGUGAACUCAGGAGACUCAAUUUCCCCUGAAUUUUCCAUCUGUUAAACAUUGGAAAUGAUACAUGUAUCCAUUCCCUGCCUCACAAUCAAUGCUCUCUACGCCUGGUCCCUUAACUGCUUUUUUAAAAAUGUAAAUACUCAUUAAUUAAAUAAUUAAAAGUGUGAAAUCAGCAGUGUCCCUUCAUUUGCAAACCAGAUUCCUCAUUCUGCAUGGAGGUUUUUGUCUCAAGUCUGAGCUUGAGACAGAAAUGUGUGUCUGUGGAGUCCUACCCCACACAACAGUCAUGGGUCCCCAUGAAGGUGAGCCUCAGAGUCUUAGCAUCCUCUGCAACUCCCAGGCCUCUGUCACCUAUGAGGUAUGAUGAUGUAGUGAUGUGGCGAAUUUCUUUUAAAAGACCAAGACAGGGGUGCCUGUGUGGCUCAGGUCACGAUCUCACGGUUUAUAGGUUCAAGCCCUACAUGAGGUUCUGUGCUAGUAGCUCGGAGCCUGGAGCUUGCUUUGCAUUCUGUGUCUCCCUCCCUCUCUCUCUGCCCACCCCCCUGCUCUCUCUCUCUCUCUCUCUCAAAAAUAAACAUUAAAAAAAUUUUUUUAAUUAAAAAAUAAAAGACCAAGCCAGCUUCUAAUAAGCACAUAUUUGAGCAAAGCCAGUGGGAGUGCUGGGGUACAUCAGUGAACAGACCAGGUGGCCCUUGAUGGUGCCCACGUUCUAGUGAGUUGGGAGUGCCCAACAACUGUCUUGGCCGGGGCCUCUUCUAAACACUUUACAUGUUUUAGCUUAUUCUGUAGCUUUGUAGUUCCAUAUUCAGGAUGUCGUCAUGGCCCUAAGACUGCCUUUCCCCCCAAUUCAAGACUCUGGAGGCUUACAUACAACUCCCAUGUGCAUGAGGUAUAGGUGUGGGACUGAAGCAAACACCAGUGGGGAAAAGCAUGGGCUUCAGCAUUCAAGAGCUCACCCCAAAGCUCUACCCUGCCACUUGCCAGCAGUGGGACUCUGCGAGCAAAUCAUCCUCUCUGAAGUCUUCAAAUGCAGUAAUAAGGACUCAGCCAGGGAGGCCAAGGAGUUACCUGGGUAAAAGCACAAUGCCCCUCACACAGUAGGUAUUUUUGCUCAAGCUGCAGCAGAUGCCUUUCAUCCACUUUCUGAAAGUUGAGACAGGCCAUCUUGAAUGGAGAGGACAACACACCCCAUGCCCACCCAUAGUCUGAAUUUCUUUCACACUUCCAGAAGGCAAGAAAAUGAUAGUAACUUCUAGAUCAUUUUAUAAUGUAUAAAAAUGUUGAAUCACUAUGUUGUAUAUCUGAAAGUAAUAGGAUAUAAUAUGCCAACUAUACUUCAAUUUGAAAAAAUAACUAAGAGCCUAAAUGUCCAUCAACUGAUGAAUGGAUAAAGAAGAUGUGGUUUAUAUAAUACAGUGGAAUACUAUUUGGCCAUGAGAAAAAAUGAAAUUCUGCUAUUUGCAGCAACAUGGAUGGAACUGGAGGCUAUUAUGCUAAGUGAAAUAAAUCAUUUAGAGAAAAACAUGUAUGUUUUCACUCAUAUGUGGAACUUGAGAAACUUAAUAGAAGACCUGGGGUCUUCUAUAGUUUCAGAGAGGGAGGUAGGCAAACCACAAGAGACUCUUAAAUACAGAGAACAAACUGAGGGUUGAUGGGGGCGGGGGAGAGAGAGGAAAAUGGGUGAUGGACAUUGAGGAGGGUACUUGUUGGGAUGAGCACUGGGUGUUGUAUGUAAGUGAUGAAUCAUGGAAUUUACCCCCAAAACCAAGAGCACACUGUAUACACCGUAUGUUAGCCAACUUUACAAUAAAUUAUAUUUUAAAAAAUUAAAAAUAGAUAAAUAAACCCAGAAAAAAAUAAAAUAGAUAAAUAAAAAUAAUACUAAUUUCUAAGUGGAAGUUCUAAGCUGGAGGGAGGGCAGAGAGAGGUGUCUAAGGGGAGGAAAUAAUGGGUGGCUUUCUCCAAAUUCCUAUCAUGCUUGCAUUGUUGGUCUUCUACAUGGCAGAAAUAAACCAGAAGUUACUAACUGAUGCCCUACAGGCCAAAGAGAGAGUGUAGAUUUCUUAAAUCUGUUUCCACUUUUAUUUGGAGAAUGAUGGUCUUUCCUAUUCUAAAUCUUGCUAUAAUCCAAGGCAGAGGUUAUAAACUUAAGGCUCACAGGCUACAUCAAGCUCAUGGGCAUAUUUAUUUGGACCACAUAAUGUUGUUUAAGAUUGUGAGUUGCUAUGUAUAAAAAUUGAGAGAUUUCACAGAACAUUUUAGGUUUCUGACUUUCAUGCAAAAUCAGAAUAUCUAGGAACAGUGGGCCACAUGGCAUCCAAUCUUGUUGGUGCCAAACAGCUGUCCCCUUCAGACGAGGCAUGUGCUGUCUAGGUCCCCAUUGUCCCCACCAUUCCCUAUUGUUAAACCAGGGCUGGGCUUAUGAUUUGCUUUGACCAAUAGAACAUGGCAGCAGUGACACUGUGCAACAUUCAAGCCUAUGCCCCAGGAAGCCUAUAGCUUCCACCCUUAUCCUUCUAAAAUGCUGUCACCAAGUGAGGAGAGACCAAGCCAAGAGAGAGGACCAGAUUACAGCCAGCACCAACUACCUGACAGGGGGGUGAGGCCAGGCUAGAUCACCCCGACCCAGUCAAACCACCAAGGAUACAAGCAGAACUACUCAGCCGAGCCCAGCCAAAAUGGCUGACCCACAGAAUUAUAAGCAAGUAAAACAGUCACUGUCAUAAGCCCCUAAGUUUUGGGAUAGUUUGUGACCCAGCAAUAGACAAUUGAUAGCCAAGCUUCUUCGGGGUAUUCUGUUUUUCCUUUUUCACAUUGUAGUUGCUCUACGACCUACUGCCAUCUGGUUUCCAGCCCCUCUACCUAAAGUGACCUACUUAUGGUUCUUUUACACUUUUUAUUACGAUAUAACAUACCUACACAAAGUGCCUAUGUGAUAAAUAGGCAGCUUGAUGUUUCUUCACGAACUUAACGUACACAGCUCAGCAGCACCCAAAUCAAGAAAGGGAAGGGCCCUUCUGCCUGUUCUGCCUGUCACCACCAAUUCCUGGACUUCUCGAACCAUAGAUUAGUUUUGCCUUUUUUCGUAUCUCACUGGUCUUUUUUGACAAAGACACAUUCUGUCUUUAUCUCACUAGGCCUCUCUGAAGCUUUCCUUGGCUUCCAGGUGACUGGUCACUCUUUAAAAUCACUAUGGCUCCCCUUUCUCCAUUUCGCAUCUCCAGUUUAAUGCUCCUAAGUCUUCUGAUUGUACACAAUGCUCAGGUGAUCCCACCAACUCCUGCAGCUUCCCUGGCACCUGUGUGCUCACCUGUAGCCCAGUUUACUUAGAACUCACUCUCAAGAGUGGGUAAAGCAAACAGGGACGGGCAAAGCCAAUCAAGAGUGGAUUAAAGAGGGAGUAACCACUGAAGGCAGCAGGGCCUGAUCCUGCUGGAACCCCUGAAGGCUGGGGAGGCUGGGGUUCUUAUCCACAAGCUUCCACUUCUCAUUGGUCGAAUGUUUACCCGGGUGGUGCCCCAAACCCGGUGUUUCUGGAGCUUCCCUGCAGACAGGUUCAGCAAGCUGCUGUGGGUCAGAGAGCCAGUGGAGAAGCAGCAAGAAUCCCAUGGAGCAGAGCUGCAGCAUGAGGAAGUCCUCAGAGACAGGCUGAGGACUUUUAGAGUGGGGCAUCAACCGCGCCCCUCGCAUGGGCCUCUGCGUUUUUGUGAUGUAGUCAUUUCAUUCCUUUUUUUUAGAAGCAUGUAACUUCCCUGAAGGCAGGGAUCAUCUGACUUUUUUCAUGCUCUUUAAUCACCAUGCAAAGCACAUUAUUCAGAUUAUGUGAAAAGUGGAUUGAAAAGUUGCAGUAUCUACCUUCUUCCCCCGAGUCUAAGGGUGCUUAUGAUACAUGGGAUGCCUUGGGCCAAUCCAGAAAGCACCAAGGAGGACCCAGAGGAAUGAGUUGGUUUUAUGUGCUGUGGUAAGAUCUGGAUUUCUAAAUUUUUCUUUAGUAUUUGUUAAGUCUCAUUAAAAAAAAAAUGUAGUUAAAGCUAUCAUAAGGGAACUUUUAAACAUGAGGUCAAAAUCUCAUUUGAAAGAUCAUGGAAAAUUAAAAUUCAAUAGUUUUCCCCAUGAUAUUUGACUAUUCACUUGCUGGAUGGUAGCUUAAAGGACUAGUUAAGAAUUACACCAGAUAACUCAGUAGGCAAACACUUGGUAAUUUGUGAAAAACAACAGAAGGAGUCCUUUUUAAGUGUCUUUAAAACACACACACACACACACACACACACACACACAUUUCUGGAGCCUCGUUUUCAUAACCCUUCUUAAAAUACUUACAUGACAAUGCACUCCCCUAGAUAAAGACACAGGAACCCCAAAGUGAAGUGAAAAUCAGGAAGUUCUUGAUUGGCAGUUUAUAUCAUCUUCCCUUCACCUGGCGACUUACCUGCUUUUUUGCCUAGAACCCAGCUCUAUCACAGACUCUUUUUUGUUUCAAAACUUGUCUGAGGGGUCCCUGGAUACAACUCUUCUUUUUCUGUCACUGUUUCAAUGCCCUCUCUUUUUAAGGUCUGUGUUUUGGGAGCGGGGGGGAGCUCAGAGGCGCCAUAGUAGGAAAACCCUAGGCUUCUCUCAUCCCAUGAACACAACUAGAUAACUAUCCAAUCAUUCUGAAUAUCCCAGAAAUCACCCCGAAGACUGGCAGAACAAACUCCACAAUGAAAGAGAGAGAAGAAACCGCAUCAAGGAAGGUAGGAAGUAUGGAGACAUGGUUUGGGGGAGAAAGAGAUUGAGGGUGUUGUAGAGGGGAGGCAGCCAUGGUCGCAGAGAAAGGCAAGAGAGGGACACCCAGGGGAAUGCACAAGGAGAACAUUUCCCCAAAGCCAUUGUCUGGGAAAAUGGAUUUGGGGGAGUUCUUGAAACAGAUGGUGCUCCAAGACUGGAGUUCUAGAGGUCAGGGACUAGGUCGGGUUAGAACCUUGAGGGCGCUGCACUGCACCUGGGAGAAGGCAGGCAAACACCCCCAGGGCAGGCAAUGUGGAAACACAUUGGGCAUACAAUGGAGAGGUUACUGGCUCUUCUCACAGUGUAUCCAUGGGAGGUUGUGUUCAUAGAGGCACCUCUCUGGGGACAAAGAAGCCGGCGGUGUCAUUUCCCUCCCCUCCACCCUCAGCGUAGGCGCAGAGCCAUCUGCAGAGGGCAGCUGGGACUGACACUGGCUGCCUAGCCUCCUUGUUCCAAAUCCCACAUCCCUGUGCUCUGGCAUGACUGCCCUUCUCUUUCAAACCCGCAUCCAUCCCAGUGUGGCAAGAUGCUCCCCCGGAAGACCAGCGCAGGUCCCUGCCACACCAUGUCCCUAAAGCCUGGAGCUUUAAAAGUCAGCGGCCUGGCUGGGGUAGAGCCCCAAGGCACAGCACUGCUCCUGGAAAGAAGGCAGGCAAAAAAUCCGGAGGCAGACCUCAUGGAAACAGCAAUCUGAAAAACACCUGGGAUACAAAGGAAGGAGAUUAUUCGCUCUUUUUGGAGUGCUUCUCUGAGAGCAGCAAGGAUGGAGACCCCGAUCUAGGGACAAAGGAGCUAGCUGGAGCCAUUUCCCUCCCCUGCUCCUCAGCAAAAGCACAGAACCACCUGUGGUAAGCAGCGCAGUGCCGACACUGGCUGCCUAACCUGCUUGUACCAAGUCCCACACCCUGUGCUCUGACGGGAUUGCCCUUCUUGGUCAUGCUGGCCUCAGUCCCAGCACAGUGGGUCUCUUCUCCGGAAGACCAGCAGAAACUCCUGGCCACACCACGUCUCCUGACCAGAGAUUUCUGCAAGGCUUUGUUUCUAGUAGAAGUAGUAUCAGGUCUCAUUUCACAAGCAGACCAGAGCACACCUAGUUAAAACUCACCACACUCUGGCCAAGGACCAAACAUGGCCCACAGCAGGCAAGGAGACUAGCAGAUGACUAGCCUGAAAGAGCAGCUAAAAUCACAGCAGCAGAGUGCAUGCAGCACACAUCAGAGACACUCCUUGAAGCACCAGGCCCUGGACACUAUAUGACCUCUUCUUCAUAAAGCCCUUACUCUCAGGAGCAGGAAACAUAACAGGCUUUUCUAACACAGAAGAAGACAGAGGUUAGACAAUUGCCAAUAUGGAGGAAUUCGUCCCAAAUGGGACAACAAGAUAAGGUCACAGCCAGAGAUCUAAGCCAAACAGAUCUAAGUAAUAUGCCUGAUGGAGAAUAUAAAGCAACAAUCAUAGGGAUACUUGCGCUUGAGAAAAGAAUGGAAGACUUCAAGACUUCCUUAGCACAGAGAUAAAGGAGUUAAAAACAAUCUGUCAGAAAUGAAAAAUGUAAUAACUAAGAUUUGAAACAGACUUGAUGCAAUGAACACAAGGAUGGAAGAAGUAGAGAAAUAAAUGAUAUGGGAGAUAAAAUAAUGAAAAAUAAUGAAGCUGAACAAAACAGAGAAAGAAGAAUUAUGGAACACAAGAAUAAGGGAACUCAGCAACUCUAUCAAACAUGAUAACAUUCUUAUCAUAGGAGUCCCAGAAGAAGAAGUGAGAGGGAAAGGGGCAGAAAAUUUGAGGAAAUUUCCUAAUCUGUGGAAGGAAACAGACAUCCAGACCCAGAAGGCACAGAGAACUCUCAUCAAAAUCAACAAAAGCAAAAAAAAAAUCAACAAAAUCCAGCCAACAACAAGACAUAUUAUAAUUAAAUUUGCAAAAUAUAGUAAUAAAGAAAAAAUCCUAAAAGCAGCAAGAUGAAAGAAGCCCCUAAUUUACAAGGGAAGACUCAAAAGGCAAACUGCAGAUCUGUCCACAGAAACAAGCCAGAAGAGAGUGGCAUGGUAUAUUCAACAUGCUGAAUGGGAAAAAUAUGCAGCCAAGAAUAUUCUAUCCAGGAAGGCUAUCAUUCAGAAUAGAAGAAGAGAGAGUUUCACAGACAAAAACUAAUGGUGAGUUCAUGACCACUAAAUAAGCCCUGCAAGAAAUAUUAAAGGAGACUCUUUGAGUGGAAAAGAAAGACCAAAAGUAACAAAGUCAAGAAUGGAAUAGAGAAAAUCUCCAGAAACAAUGACGAAACAAGUAAUAAAAUGGCACUAAAUACAUAUCAAUAAUUACUCUAAAUAUAAAUAGACUAAAUGUCAGCUGUGCUGACAGCUCAGAGCCUGGAGCCUGCUUCGGAUUCUGUGUCUCCCUCUCUGUCUCUACCCCUCCCCCACUUGUGCUCUGUCUCUCUCAAAAAUAAAUAAAAAUUUAAAAAAAAUUGAAAGGGAGGGAAUGGAGGAACAUUUAUCAUGUAAAUGGACUUCAAAAGAAAGAUGGAGUAAUAAUGCUUAUAUCAGACAAACUAUAUUUUAAACCAAAGACUAUAACAAGAGAUGAAAAA
This is a messenger RNA of Panthera uncia (snow leopard), 19307 nucleotides long. It is a transcript of the gene PLD1, whose product is annotated as phospholipase D1. Gene Ontology annotation, molecular function: D-type glycerophospholipase activity; phosphatidylinositol binding. Lineage: Eukaryota; Metazoa; Chordata; Mammalia; Carnivora; Felidae. Gene Ontology annotation, biological process: phosphatidic acid biosynthetic process; cell motility; regulation of microvillus assembly. The coding region runs from base 4065 to 7175 and encodes 1036 amino acids. The record is from RefSeq and is a predicted model, not a curated record. The transcript is spliced from 26 exons.